Molecule: messenger RNA, 2240 nt
Organism: Manduca sexta (tobacco hornworm)
Lineage: Eukaryota; Metazoa; Arthropoda; Insecta; Lepidoptera; Sphingidae
Product: calponin homology domain-containing protein DDB_G0272472
Exons: 15
Coding region: 238-2070 (610 amino acids)
Source: RefSeq, a predicted model, not a curated record
UCAUAAAAUUAUUUAUUCUGUUUUCUUUCAUAGAUAAUGUAAUCACUACUAUGUUUUCUUCACAAAUAUACUUAUAAGGAAGGUCCAUAUAUAUUAUAAUUCUCUUUGAAGGUUUUCAUCAGAUUUUUCUUUUUAUUUUUGUGACAACCUGAGGUGACAACACUCUAGCAGUGUCCAAGUGACAUUUGCACAAUUAUUGUAAAACGAGAAUAAACAUUUCGUGUUAUUUAAUUUACAAUGGCGCGCAAAGGACAGGUUUCGAUACAAGAUGUGAUCGAAAACGACGAAGAUUUUGAGAACUACAUCAUAGCGCAUGCAAAUCAGCUAAUUUGUAUGGAAGUGUAUUCCGAAUUUUGCGGACCGUGUUUGGCUACCGGUAAUGCUAUAAGAAAGGGCAAGAUGGAGAUUGGGAUGGAUCUGAUAGCCAUGGCAAAGGCUGCAGCCGAUAACAUAUCGGCUCUCUCGCGGUUCAAAGAUAAGAGCGAACCAGUUUUCCUCUUCAUUGUGAAAGGCAAGCUAACGCGCGCCAUGUUCGGCGCGAACGGCAUAGAGCUGUGUCGCAUCAUAGAGGAAGAGUUGGCGCACAUGCAAAAGGAGAUCGCGACCGGCGUCGAGAGGCCCAAGCAGGAGAUCACUCAUUUGCUCCCUGAAGAAGCUAAAAAAAUCGAAGUUGAACUAAAACUCGAGGAGGAACACCGCGAGACGGUGGAGAGACUCCGCGUGCUGACGCUAGCGGCUCGUAAGAAGAGAGUGAACGAGCGAAUGGCGCGGCACGUCAGGAGGAUGAACUUCAUCAUGUUCUGGCCACACUGCCACCAGGCGCACUACGAUCUGUACGAGAAGUGGGAUAUGAUCAAUAUACAAGUAGGGGCAAAAGAAACCUUCCAACUGACUGAGGAGGGGGCUAAAGAAGCGUUGUACAUGAGCGACAUCGACCCAAACGAGGCGUGUCUCCACGCUCUUCUCAACGGGGAGGCUUUGGUGGUGAUGUUCAGGAUGUAUGAUACGGACAACCGGGACUUUGUUAAACUCCUUCGUCACGCGCUAUACGUGGAGAUUCCCGAGCCGAAGGAGGACGUUCCUCCAGAGAAGCAGGUGCCUCCGAUACCAGCAUACGAACGGUACGCGACGAUAAGCAAGUCUGCCAGGGAGGUCCGCCGUGAGCGAUACGAGGCUAGGAUGCAGAAACUUCGUGAGGAAAAAGAAGAUGCCGAGCGCCUGGCGUCGGAACAAGCUCGGUUGGCGCGCGAGGCAGAGGAAGAAAGGCAACGAGAGGAGAAGCAACGCCAAGAAGAGGAGAGAAUGGCCAGGAUCCAGGCUGGCUUACCAGCGGAACCAGAACCUGUAGGGGAUGAAGAAGAAAUGGAAGGAGAGGAGAAAGAGGAGACCGAGGCCACUGAAGAGCCAGAAGCACUAGAAGAGGAGAAAGUGGAAGAAGAAGAGGAGUUCCACUCAGACGUGUCCGUCGAGGGCGAAGAGUACAUCCCGCCGGGAGGACUGUUCGUGCCGGGACUCUACUCGCCGCCUAACGACCUCGCCAAGGCUAAUGGACUUGCCUACUUCUAUCCUAAGAUGGUGCAAGAGAACACCACUAUAGAAUCCGAGCAUUUACCACCGCACGUGUUGGUGAUGUUCAACAUUGACAAACGCCAUGAAGUUCAGGAACUGAUGGCGCAGUACGCAGACGAGAUACUUGCUACGGGCAUAUUUGUGGGGGACGACCCCAACGCGGCCGAGCAUAUCGCCUACACGAUCAAACAGUACGAUAAAAUGGAAAGACUCAGGAAACAUAAGGACCGGCUGGCCCUGAUGGUGUCGCGGCGCAGGAGCCUGGCACUCCUGCAACUGGCAGGUUUGAACCCGUGCUACAUCAGCGCUGACGUUGACUCGGGCGAGCGCGACUGCCUGACCCUCUUCCCCGUGGGCUACGGAGACGAUUAUAUCGAGGAGGAGAGCAUUGAGGAAGUGGAGAUCGCGGCCACGGAACAAGAAGUGGAGAAGGAGGCAGAAGCCGAAGUCGCCGACGAGCCGAAGGAAGAUGAGGACGAAGAAGGGGAAGAUGAAGAUUAAUUGAAUUAUACCAGAAAUAUAAGGCUGUAAAUUGUGCUAGAUUUUAUUUGAUUUUAUUUGUGGUGUGAUACCUCCAAGCCUCUGAAAGCAUGUAAAGCCGUUCUGCGCCGAAUCUCUCUCCGCUCAUGUCCGAAGAAUACAAUCACUACGUUAAGUCACGUCAGAUUGUC